Molecule: messenger RNA, 1975 nt
Organism: Hydractinia symbiolongicarpus
Lineage: Eukaryota; Metazoa; Cnidaria; Hydrozoa; Anthoathecata; Hydractiniidae
Exons: 2
Coding region: 227-1462 (411 amino acids)
Source: RefSeq, a predicted model, not a curated record
UUACUAAUAAGAAUCACUUGGUGGUGGGGUUUUAAUUGUGUUGAACCAGUAUCAUUGGUAAUUCGUUGUGUUUAGUCAGAGUGGUGUUCAAUAGUGUUGAGUUGAAUCAAUCACACUAAUUUAGCGUUGCGUUAUACACAGAAAGAACUAUUGCGAAGAUAACCUACAGGUUAGUCUUAUAUAUAUAUUCCUAUUUAACAAAUGGUAGCAGAGGAAUAAAAGUGAAAUGUCAAAAAGUUGGGUCCCCCCACCAUCAUUAGACAAAGAGACGAGUUACAAAGAUUGGAAAAAAGAAGUGCAAAUAUGGCAAGCACUGACAGAAUUAAAGGCAGAAAAACAAGGGCCAGCUAUAUUCAUGGGCUUAAGAGGGAAAGCUAAAGAAUCAGUUCUAGAAUUAGACAUUGAACAGAUAAGUGCAGCAACUGGAGUAAAAGCCAUUACUAACAGAUUGGACAAAAUAUAUUUAAAAGAUGAGAAUCAAACUGCUUACCUAGCUUAUGAAACCUUUGAAAAAUUUAAGCGACCGCCUGAGAUGAGUAUGAAUGACUAUCUUAUAGAGUUUGAACGGUUAUACCAUAAGAUCCAAGGACAUAAUAUGGUACUUCCUGAUGGAGUGUUGGCAUAUAGAGUUCUACAAAGUGCCAACCUUACACCAGAGCAGCAACAGUUAGCAAGAGCAACUUUAAAUGAACUACGGUAUGAUGCAAUGAUACGGCAGUUAAAGAAAAUUUUUGGGGAUACGGUGGCCUCAUUAGGAACAAAUACUGAAGUAAAGAUAGAACCAGUUCUUCAGGCAAGUGCAGAUACAAUUGAGCAAAAUUACUUCACUCAAAGAGGGGGAUAUCAACGCUCAAGGUUUAGAAGAGGAAGACCUGCAACUGCUUCAAAUCAGAGAUAUGCAGGAAGAAAAACCAGACCCAACAAUAGAAGAAUGAAUCCAUCCGAUCAAUUUGGAAGUCCAUCAAGAUGCAAUAUUUGCCAAUCUAUAUAUCACUGGGCUUUAAACUGUCCACACUCUUAUGAGAACCAGGAACCUGAGGAUGUUAGAAAAGAGGACAGUCAUUCUAAGGUUACGUUUUUUGCAAAAAUCAGAGAAGAUGAAAUGCAGUCUCUGGUCGGCGAAACUCUGUCAUGUGCAGUUUUAGACUGUGGUUGCACAAAGACCGUUUGUGGUAAUACUUGGUAUCAAUGUUUUAUUGAUAAUCUUGAAAAUGAUAGAUUGCCCGAAGAGCAUCCCAGCCAAAUAAGAUUUAAAUUUGGAGAUAGUGAAGCAGUUUGUUCUAUGAAAAGAGUGUUCUUACCUGUAAUUAUUGGCUCAAAAGAAGUUUAUCUGGAGACAGAAAUUGUCCCAAACGAAAUUCCUUUGUUACUGAGUCAAGCUUCCAUGAAAAAAGCAGAGGCAGUUUUAGAUUUUAUCAACGAUUCGGUUACAAUGUUUGGAGAACACCAUCAUCAAGGUUAGAACUACCAUCUUUAUUUACUAGCGUAUUUAUUUAUAUGUUUCUUUGCUUACUCAUUUCUUUGAUACAUCUCUUCACUAGACGUACAACACUUUGUGGGACAUUGGAUUACCUUCCACCAGAGAUGAUCGAAGGAAAGAUGCACGACGAAAAAGUGGACUUGUGGAGUAUCGGUGUGUUAUGUUACGAAUUUUUAGUUGGAAAGCCUCCAUUCGAGACUGAAAGUCAUGACGAAACUUAUAAGCUAAUUUCCCAGGUAUUUUACGAACUCGCAAUAUUAUAAGAUAUUCUCUUUCUAAUUUAGCGAUAAGACGUAUAAGGAAUAAGGAGGUUGAAUGAAUACUAGCUUUCAAGUGGAUGUUUUUUCGAAAUUAAAGACCAAGAAAGAAAUUAAGACGAUUUGUAAAUGUGUGCUAAACAAAUCUGUUAUUGCCGAAAACCGUAGCAAAGCUUCUUUUUUUUGGUCAUUUUUGUACGGUUUUAAUUUCACAAAGAUAUUGAUUAAUAAAAAUUUC